Molecule: messenger RNA, 4676 nt
Organism: Oxyura jamaicensis (ruddy duck)
Lineage: Eukaryota; Metazoa; Chordata; Aves; Anseriformes; Anatidae
Gene: LACC1
Product: laccase domain containing 1
Exons: 6
Coding region: 2640-3956 (438 amino acids)
Molecular function (GO): copper ion binding
Source: RefSeq, a predicted model, not a curated record
CUUAAGUUAGGAGAGGCGUAAUGUUUUAUUUUAAUCCAAGUUAAGAGGUUUUUAAAGUUUUCUGUUUGUUUGUUUGUUUUGCUUUGUUGUUGAAGUUUUAUUGCAAGUGUGCUCUUAUCCCUGUUGAUUUGGACUGCUUUAAUGUUUUCUCUGGGCAUCUCUCUCUGGCAUGAUGUUAAAUAUUUCUUUCCUUCUAUAUUUUCCCAGAACAAUGUCAGUUUUCUGAGUUUCUGUAAGAUAACAUGACCUGUAGGACUCACAGAUGCAGGAAGUUGCCAGCAGUCUUGUCUAGACCAACAGAGAAUUUUCAGAACUGGACAUCUGGGUUUUCUGAGAGUUGCCUUUUAGAUGUCUUUCUGAGCCAUCUCUUCACUACCACCUGGUUUUACGUCUUUCUUUUCUACAUUCACUUUGCAUUUCCCCUUUUCACUCUUCAUCCCCUCCUUACCUCUCCUCUCUUCUCAUCAGCUGUCAUUUUAUUUGAUUUUAUUUUCUUGAAGCCCGUGCUAGAGAAUCUUGGCACUCCACAUUUUUGUGCAGAGUUUCAGAGAGUGAGUGGAAUGGCUGACAGGUGGCCUUGGCUUCAAGUUUGUGCAAGUAUUUGUCCUACACCGUGUACUGGAACGCACAACUCCUUUAUAAGAGCACUUAAUGCUCUCUGAUGCUGUUAUGUGCAGUGUGAAUUUCCAUUUAACAUGGAACCUAGAGUGUGUUGCUUAAAACCUGAAUAACCAUGCAUGCAUUUCUAAUAAGUCAAAGCGUUGCUUUGCUUGGCAAGCCCAUAUUUUGAGAAGGGUUUUGUUUGGGGGACUUAGAAAGUAGUCAUGAAUUUCUAUUAUGAGUCUAAGCAAAUUUACUUCUGACACCACUGACCUCAGUAGAACUCUGUGAUGCAAAACUGGAAGGAUACGAGGGUGACUCAGCCCCAUUGUUCCUGUGUAUACAUCUCAAUAAUUGCUUCUGUGGACUUUUUGCAAUGCAUAGACGGCUUAUUAACAAUGCAGGCAACUACCUCUCCCUCAGCAAACGCUUUCCUUCCACCCUUCCUUUGGUGGUAUUCUCAUGGGGAAAUGUGAGGACAACAAUGAACUCCACUUACUUUCCUCUGUUGACGUAUCUGAAGUGGAGCAAUAAUCUGUUUUUCCACUACACCCCUCCGUUGUACUGUCUUUGCUGAGGCUUUUAGCCAUAGUUAGGUUGGGACUUGUCAUAUUCUUACUGACCUCCCACAGAGAGAGUCAGGGUAAGGAAAGAAAUCUCUGGAUUUCCCAAGUCAUGAUGUAUGAUAUGAGUCUGUUUCGACACUGUUUCCCUUGCAAGCUGUUUUCUCUAAAAUCUGUUAUCAGUUGUGUGCAAAUAACACUGAGCAAAAUCGAGAGUCAUAAAUUCCUUGGCAGAUGCUUUUAUCUGCUGUCACAUUUUGAUGCUUUCCGUUCACCUGUUUUGAUAGUUGCUAAUUAAUCUUUUUAAGUGUUCAAGUUGCAGAAAGGAAAGCAUCGUUCUCAGUCAGGAUUGUUUUUCUUCCAGUCUGGAGGAAAGAACAAUGAAGAAAAUAAAGAAUGUUUUCUGUAAAACCUCCUCUGAAUAAACAGUUCAAUAAAACAAGGGUCUCUGAUCACGUAUUAGUGUUCAUGCACAAUUCAUUCCUGUGCAGAGAAAUGGCAGUAUUAAGGAAUAAUCUAAAUAGUCAUGGAGUCUUCCCACUGGUGAUAAAGUUGAGUCACAUUCGUCCCAGAUAAAGCACAGUGCUUAGUCAUGAAAUAGCCAUUUGCUCAAGGUUCCCAAAGAAAAGGGAUCUAGUCUUUUGAUCCAUACCUCUGGAGGCUUUCACUGGAAACAGCGAAAAAUUAUCAAGGACAGAGAAAAUAAAAUAAGGUGCUUCUAAGGGAAUGUGUAAAAUAUGCUCUCAUAGCAGAAAAAGGAAGAAAGAGAUAGGCAGGUUUCUGAAGGCAGCCAGGAAGGAAGUCCAGAAGGGGGGGGGGGGGGGGGGGGGGAAACACAGAAAAAUGAAAGUAGACUAUGAGCCACAAGCUGUAAACUACACACAAUGGUUUUGAAUAAUCUCAAUGCAUCUUGAUUUCAGAACAAAGACUGCAGCAUAGUGAAGAAACUGAAAGCAGAGGCUGUGCAUGGUAUUCUGUUGUUUUCAUUUAGCUGUGUGUAUUUCUUGCAUUACUAGGUAAAGUUUUAGUAUCCUGUGCUGAGUUCCUGUGUGUCCUGAGAAGAAGAACUACGCCUAACAAAUACCCCUCCACGGAGAAGCCAGAAAUGACCAAAUUGAUUUGGUUAUGCAAAAGGGAGAAGUGUAAAAAAUCUUUCAGAGGUCAGCGGAAAAGUUGUGGCUGUGCUCAGAGCCCCACAGCCAUAUUGUAAGGAAGGGUAUUAGAUAUGAGCUCCACCUCAGCAAUAUGUGUGUGAAAUGCCUCAAAAAAGUCUUCUAGAAAAUCUUCCAGUCCCAGCAAGCUGAUAGCAUGAAAACCUCCGUCUGAUGAGCCAUACAGGAGGUCCCAGCACUCAGAGGUCAAGAAGAUCAUUAUGUUGAUGUGGGGUAAUUGAAUCGAUAAAUCUAGUACUAGGGAUGAACCUUUUCUCAUUUCUGAUCUGGGAUAAAACUGAGGAAUCUUUAAAUUGCCUGGACUAUGGUGGAAGCAAUACUGAUUGAUCUGUUCAGCCUACCAACCGUCUUGCAGAACAACAUCCAAGGACUGCUAUGUAACACGCUGGAAACUAUUGAGAAGUGCUCUUCCAUCCCUGCGCCGUUUGUUUAUGUCAUGUGCUGCCAGGUGCAGGGCAGUGAAUGGAAGGGUGAGCAAGAUUCCUUGCUUCCAGCUCUGAGAGACUUCCAGAGUCUGAAGAAAAGACUCGAGGUGGUACGUGCUCUGACUACAGCUGCUGCGUUGUACACCAUCAAACAAAGACUUGAUGAAAAGGACAUAAGCAUCAUUAAAAUUAUUCUUCCUACCUUAAGGAAAGAAUUAAUGAAAGUAUAUAUAGAUCAUCUCUUUACUCCAGUCUACCAGUUUGAAUUUGAGGAUUUACAGGUGUCAUCUGAUUGUAAUAACCUACAGAUAACUGAAUCUCAGAGUGAAGGGCAAACACUUUCCACACAGGACGUGGCAUUCAUCCAAAGUGAAAUUCAGAUGUACUUGGAAAGCCUGCCAAGUCUGAAAGGGGAGCUCACUAUUCUCAAAUCUUCCCUGAUACCAGAUGAUAUCUUCCUCCAUGGAUUCACCACAAGGACAGGUGGGAUCUCCUACAUACCAGCUCUAAGCUCCUGCAAUCUCUUCAGCAGUUCUAAGCGGAGGGACCCACAAGUUGUUGUUAAAGAAAAUCUCCGCAGGCUGGCUAAUGCUGCAGGAUUUAACCCAGAGACUUUUCACAAAGUCAAGACUGAUCAUGCUAAUGCUGUGUGUAUUAUGGGAAAGACAGAGCCUGACAGCUAUGAUGGAAUAGUUACGGAUCAGAAAGGUGUUACAAUAGCAGCUCCAGGAGCCGAUUGCAUACCUGUGCUGUUUGCUGAUCCGGUCAGAAAAGCCUGCGGUGCUGCUCAUUCUGGAUGGAAAGGCACGUUGUUAGGAGUUUCUAUGGCCACAGUAAAUGCAAUGGUAUCUGAAUAUGGCUGUAAUGUGAAAGACAUCCUUGUGGUCCUGGGCCCUUCUGUAGGACCUUGCUGCUAUAAACUUCCUCACGAAUCAGCUAAAGAGUUUCACAGAAUUGAUCCAAAGUGUGUGAGACACUUUGACUCUGCAACUCCGUAUAUUGAUAUUAGAAGAGCAACACGGAUUCUUCUUGAGAGUGGUGGGAUUCUUCCUGAGAACAUCCAAGACGAUUCUGUCACAGACCAGAACCAAAAUAUCACAUUCUGUACUGCAUGCCACCCUGAUAAAUUUUAUUCUCACUUCCGUGAUGGCACUAACUUCGGCACACAAAUUGGCUUCAUAUCAAUCAAAGACUGAGAUAGUAUCUAUCUCUUGCUUUGGAGUAGUAUUUAGACAAUAAGUCUGGUGCUGGUGCAUUGACUGUUAUCCUGCUCUCCUGGUAGAUUUUUUUCCUUCUUUGUUUCAUGAACUUGUGAUGGAAAGAGUACACAGGCCUUAAGAUUCUCCUGCUUCUUCCAUUCCCUGUCAUUCUGAGGCAAGAAGAGAUGUCUAAGAUAUGGAUCCCAGCUUGUGUGAGCCAGGUUCCAAAGAAAACAAAGACAACUCAUAACAGUAAUGAAACACUUCUGCAAAGCCAGAUGCAAGAUCCCAUUUUCUUGCCUUUUUGACCAAAUACAUCCCAUAAACCUCACUGGUGGUGAAAGCACAAAACAACAAACAAAAACAGUAAUAUUUUUUUUUUUUAAAAAAAAAGUCUUCAUUACUUUCUGGAUGAGUCUUCUGAGUGAAGUUAAGGCUGACAUUACUAAUUAAGGAAAGGAAACCUGUACUGCACAUUAACAAUUUGAGUACACCCAUCAGUGUAUGUUUCAGCUGAAGUUCAGCCUUAAAAAAUGAUGUUCCUCGGACUGUUUUUGUUUAGAUUAGCUUGAAAAAGAGCUUCAAAGCACUUACAAAAAUAACUUGAAAGUGAGAAGCAAGCAAGGUCCUUUGGGGCAGACAUUGUAAACAUAUGAAUGUUAACUUAAGCAUUUUUGAUUGUAAAAAAAAAAAAAAUAAAACUAAGACUCAAUAUAA